AUAAUUAUUAGUUCUAGAUACAGAGUUGACUUCGGCCACAAAAGAGCAAUGUACAGUCUUAAGAUCUUUGCAUAUUUAUUGCUUAACUGUCUAGUUUUCGCUGAAAGCAAUGACAGGCUUCCCCUAUCUUAUAGAGCUAUACCUGAAAACUUAUAUGAGCCACCAAAGCCAGUCGGCUCCAUUUCCUUACUUGAGCAUGUGAAUUCGAGGAGCAAUCUCAAUAUCCUUGCACGAAUUCUUUCGGAAAGUGCAGGCUUCACGCAAGCUUUCAGCACCAUACCUACAUGGAAUUUUACAUUCUUCGCCCCUUCAGAUACUGCAUUCAACCAUACCGGGGAAUAUUUCAAUACGUUCGCGGGAACGCCGAAGGGGAAAUGGUGGCUUGGGAAUUUAGUACAGCAUCACUAUAUCCCGAACUCACAACUGAAGGCCUCUUCAUUUUCCACGAAUUACACUCGAGUACAGACAGGAACGUUUCUCUAUGUCGAAGCACAAGUCGUGGGCAACAAGCUCGUGCUCAAUCGAGCAGCUACUGUGACUGAAGCAGAUAUCCCGGUGACAAAUGGCUUGGUACAUAUAAUCGAUCGCAUCAUGGACCCGUCAGCCAUGAUAUUCGAAGCGGAUAUCGAGAAGACGAAGCAGAGCUUUAUUGCUGGGAGCUGCUCAAAUCCUGAACUGCCGUAUUGUUAAGGAGACUUACGUCUUUCACCGAGAAGAUGAAGUUGAUGAGAUGUAGGACAGAGAUUGAUAAACAUGCUCACGAAUGUUGACCCAGAUAGAUAGCUUGAGCGGUAUUACCUAAGUGUUCACGUUUGAACUAUUAGAAUGAAAAUAGUCAACAUAUAAGUCGGUAGUUGACAUCUCACGAUAUAUGAUGCGUCAUGAUGGCGGGGUGAGAUUGGUCUCUAGGUAUAGUCCAAACUCUUAAACACCUAAUAUAA
Molecule: messenger RNA, 941 nt
Organism: Daldinia loculata
Lineage: Eukaryota; Fungi; Ascomycota; Sordariomycetes; Xylariales; Hypoxylaceae
Product: FAS1 domain-containing protein
Exons: 3
Coding region: 49-690 (213 amino acids)
Biological process (GO): extracellular matrix organization; cell adhesion
Cellular component (GO): extracellular matrix
Molecular function (GO): cell adhesion molecule binding
Source: RefSeq, a predicted model, not a curated record